Messenger RNA from Orbicella faveolata, 1666 nucleotides. RefSeq lists its product as uncharacterized. The record is from RefSeq and is a predicted model, not a curated record. NCBI's taxonomy places the organism in Eukaryota, Metazoa, Cnidaria, Anthozoa, Scleractinia, Merulinidae. Gene Ontology annotation, molecular function: interleukin-17 receptor activity.
AUACACUGCGCAACUAGCCCGUUACUAGUUCCUGUUCUUUGUUGACUUCUUUGUCCGAGGGGGGAAUGAGUACAAAACACACCGAGGAAGCCCGCAGGAACAGGGCAGGAAGAAAAGUGACAUGUCAGCGUAUUGCCAGAAUAUAAAGAAUUGCGGGCAUUUCCUAUUUUAACGACUUAUGAUGUGAUCAUAAUCAAGACAGCAAUGCUAAAUGGCGAUCGUCGAAUUGUCCUUAGUAUCUGUUCUUAUUUUUCUUGGCCUUGCAACAUUGUCGACGGGAAAGCAUGCGUUUAAACAAGAUAAACUCCCCGCACUGAGACGUUUGCCGUCAACUCUUUGUCAUCUCCGUUGUGCUAAGGAUUCAAACAAGGCCAUUUCUGAACAAGAGUGUAUUCGAAGCUGCCAGGGAAAAUUGACAUUGUCAUUAGAACAAAGCAAAAGUCAUGACUUCAGCAAAAGAACGAUAAAAAGGCAUUUCAUCAGACGUCAGCGAAGUGUUAAUAAUGUGAAUGCAUUGGAUGAAUGUCAGUCCUCAGCCCAAGCUUCUCAUCAUAAGGCAAAGAAUCUGUUGGUAAAUUUGACAGGAGAAAAAUGGCUAUAUAUUAAAUGGGAUGCCAUAGACCCUUCAAAAACAGAUUUCAAUUGGACAAGCUAUGCAUUAAUCUACGAUAGCAUUCACGGAUCAAACUGUAUAGUUGUUCCAAAGAACCAAACAGAUUAUCUGCUGAAGCAAGUUGGUGACCAGAAACUCCCAUAUUCCUUCCAUGUUGUGGUUGUUGUAAAUCCCUAUGGUAAUGGUGAAAUCAAACUUCAAAGGUUUCCUAUAGGUACUCCAAAAACUUUCAUCAUUCCAACUGUUCCUACUAAAGACACUGCAAGAUUCGUAGGUUCCAUUGUGGGAGGGUUGAUAGCUGGAGUGGUACUGCUGGUGAUUUUGUAUUGUGCAGUUAAAUGGAGAAGGAAAACUCUGUGUCCAGGUAAGCUGUACAUGUAAAUAUUAAGUUGAAAAGUAAUGAAGAUUUAACACCAUUAAUUAAUUUAAAGCCAUGGACAUUAUUUUGUGGCACAGUAAGUUAAACACAGAACAAGCCAAUACAUCAAGGCUGAGGUGUUCAGCCUGCCAAUCAUAAAUCCCAACAGGCGUCCAGUGGGCAAAUUUGAUUGGUUAACUGACUCAAGUGUCAUUUUGGUGAGCUAUAGCUUCCUACAAAAUUGGCGAGCUUUACAAACCAUGAGCAUAACAGAAAGUUUAAUGAGUUCUUCUCCUGCAUUAGGAAUCCCGAGAAAUUUGGUAAAAGCGUUUAGAAAUUGUUUUUCAAGGUUGCCAUGUAGGAAUCCGAUAUAUCAGAGAUUUCGUUAAUUUUGUUUGUAAACAGUCUUUGAUACAUGUAGCUGACAUAUCGCAUUUCACGAGUGCAAUGUAAGUGUGUUUAAGUUGCACACUUCAAUAAUUAAUGUUUGCCUGAACUAUAAAUUAAGGGAAGAGUAGAUUAAAAAAACUGUGAUGGCUCGCUCGGAGGGAGUGCAAGCACACCAGUAAAUAAUUGUCAGUUUUAUAUGUGAGAUAGUAUGCAUGAACUGUUUUGGAACUUGUUCAUUUAGUUUUUAAUACAUUUUUUUAAUUACCUAAUUAUUUAUCCAUUUAUUUAUUUAUUUGUUUGUUUGU